Messenger RNA from Arctia plantaginis, 1068 nucleotides. The record is from the annotation of a GenBank genome assembly. NCBI's taxonomy places the organism in Eukaryota, Metazoa, Arthropoda, Insecta, Lepidoptera, Erebidae.
AUGGUGAGGCCGGAUCUGGCGGACAACCAGUACGGUUUCCGUCAGGGGCGCUCCACCGUGGAUGCGAUCAUGCGCGUGAAGGCUCUGGCGGAGGAAGCAGUUUCCCGGAGCGAAGUGGUGUCGGCGGUGUCCUUGGACAUCGCCAACGCGUUCAACACUCUGCCCUGGAGCUGCAUCAGGGAGGCGCUCGUGUAUCACGAAGUGCCUCUCUACCUCCGCCGCAUAGUCGGGGCAUAUUUGUCGGAGAGAGCCGUCGUCUACCCCAGUAGGACCGGUCUCGGUAGGCGUGAAAUGUCGUGCGGUGUUCCACAGGGGUAUCCGGGGCUCGUACUCGAUGGCCGAUGGGACUUCGGAUAUCGUUGCCGAGGUCUGGUCCCCAAGUUGGUUGGGGCAGCGCGUGCGUUGGCGCGGCUGCUGCCCAACAUGAAGGGACCCGAAGACUCCUGCAGGAGACUCUACUCGGGGGUUGUGCGGUCCAUGGCCCUUUACGGGUACCCAGUAUGGGCGGGGGCCCUGAAGGCCAGCAAUGUCGCGAUACUGCGACGACGGCAGCGAGUGCUGGCCAUCAGAAUCAUAAGGGGGUACCGCACGAUCUCCUUUGAGGCGGCGAGUCUCCUGGCCGGAACUCCACCGUGGGACCUGGAGGCGAGAGCCCUUGCGGCUCUGUAUCAGUGGCGCAAGGAGGCGCGGGAGUUAGGUCGGUGUCCCGAGAUUCGAGAAAUCGAUGACCGGAAAUCCCAACACCGCCAGGUCAUCAUAGGGGAGCGGAGGGAACGACUCGGGCAACCGAGCGCCGGGCACGCCGUCAUCGCGGCGGUAAGACCCGUUAUGGAGGAUUGGCCCGAGAGGCGUCACGGGACCCUCUCAUACCGACUGACGCAGGUGAUCACUGGGAAAGGAUAUUACGGGGAUCACCUGUGUCUGAUCCGCAAGGAGCCAACGCCUGAGUGGCACCACUGCGAUGGCCAGACCGUGGACAAGGCUCUCCACACGCUGGCAGAGUGCCCGGCCAGGUACCGCAGGCGACUCAGGCGCCGGAGGUCGUUCUACGACCUCCGUCCUCCAUAA